CAACAUAAUUAUAUCCAAAGCUCUAAAAAGUACAUAUUAUUCUAUUAUUGCUGACUGCACUCCUGACGUAUCUCACAAAGAACAGCUCUCGCUUACGAUUAGAAUUGUAAAUAUAUCAGAAUAUCCUAUAAAAAUAAAUGAACACUUUCUAGGGUUUUUCAAUGUUAACGACACGACAGGUCUUGGUUUAACAGAAAUCAUAAUUGGAGCUUUAAAAGAUUUUGGACUGAAUAUAAGCUUUUGUCGAGAGCAAGGUUAAGAUAACGGUGCAAAUAUGAAAGGUAAAAAAAUAGGUCUACAAAAGCGAAUAUUAGAUUUGAAUCCUUUGGCUUUUUACCUUCCAUGUGGAAGUCAUUCUCUCAAUUUGGUUAUUUGUGACUCAGCGCAGUUUUCACUAAACUCCAUUAACGUUUUUGGCAUAAUACAAAGAUUAUUCACAUUAUUUUCUGCAUCAACUUGGAAAUGGAAUGCUUUACUUAGUCAUACAACAAACUUUACUCUUAAACGAUUAUGCGACACUUGUUCGGAAGCCAAAAUUGAGAGCCUCAAAGCCAUCCGAUACCAAAUAAGCAGCGUACAUGAUGCUUUAAUUACUAUAUAUGAAACUGAAACCAAAACUCCCGAUAUUGCGCGCGAAGCGCAAACAUUAGCCGAACAAUUAAAAGACUAUAGUUUUUUAGUUUCUUUAAUUGCAUGGUACAAUGUACUAUUCCAAAUAAACGUUGAUAGUAAAGCAAUGCAAGCCAAAGACAUGGAUCUAGUACAGUGCGCUGAAAUGUUGAAAAAAUGCAUCACAUUUUUGGAAAAUUACAGAACGUUUGGCUUUAAACAAGCAACGGUUGAUGCCAAAGAGUUUGCUGAAGAGUUGAACAUCGAUGCAAUAUUUAAGCCGCUUAAAAGAGUGCGACGAGUGAAACGUCAUUAUGAUGAAAAUGCUUUUGACGAACCAAUUCAAAAUCCCGAGAAGAAACUUGAAGUGACAUUUUUUAACCCUUUAUUAGAUACAUGUCUGUCGUCAAUAAAUGAAAGAUUUCAACAACUUAAUGAAUAUGUAAAUAUAUGGAGUUUUUUAUUUAAUUUGGAUAAUUUGCCCAUCAAGAAUGAACUUUUAAAACUGUGUAAACAAUUACAAGAAAAAUUAACUGUAAAUACAAAAUCAGAAAUCGAUGGUGCUUUGCUAUGCGACGAACUAAUAAGUGUGCAGUUUUUUAUAAAAGAUAAAUUAAGCAAUGUUGAAAAUGAAAUAAAUACAAAAGAGAUGACACCACUUUUUGUACUGAAUCUUAUUAAAAAACAUUGUCUACAAGAGUUAUAUUCAAAUACAUGGAUUGUUCUGCGCAUUCUUCUUACAAUACCUGUUACUGGCAGUGGAGAACGUAGUUUUUCUAAACUGAAGUUAAUCAAAACAUAUUUAAGAAAUACCAUGUUGCAAGAUCGACUUAAUUCUCUAUCUAUGUUAUCAAUCGAGCAAGAUAUAGCUGAAAAUUUAGAUUUUUCUAGUUUGAUAAGAGAUUUCGCGGACAAAAAAGCUAGAAAAGUUAGAUUUUAAAAUUUAGUAACUCUUGUUUAUAU
Messenger RNA from Hydra vulgaris (swiftwater hydra), 1572 nucleotides. The record is from RefSeq and is a predicted model, not a curated record. Lineage: Eukaryota; Metazoa; Cnidaria; Hydrozoa; Anthoathecata; Hydridae.